Molecule: messenger RNA, 622 nt
Organism: Photinus pyralis (common eastern firefly)
Lineage: Eukaryota; Metazoa; Arthropoda; Insecta; Coleoptera; Lampyridae
Exons: 3
Coding region: 119-427 (102 amino acids)
Source: RefSeq, a predicted model, not a curated record
CUUUCCCGUAGUUGUUUACGAACGAUACCGACGUGCGUGAUUGCGCUGAGAUCACCUUUAAGAAAUGAAUGUGUCAAUUCUUCAGUUUCUUUUGUAAAAUUCGAGAAAGCGGUUCGAGAUGAACAAGGUCUUGCCUUUGUUGUUGGUGGCGUGCGUGACGUACGCGCACCCCACGAUGUACAAGUUGAAUGAAAACGACAAACUGGAACCGGAUUUGGUUCCGGUUUCGUCCACCGUCAUUCCGCUUCCGAUUUACCAAGUGAGUUACGGAGUUAAGGUGGCUCAUGGUGAGAGCGAGAAAAAGUCGCCCGUCGAGAAACCGGAGGGGCCGAUUACGCUGAUUACAGCCCACUCGAAAAAGAAGGUACUCGCGAGCGAAAAGCAGAAAAAUAAUGAAAAGUCUACAGUGAGGGAAAUUAAAAAUUAACAUUAGACAUCGUUAACGGAAGGCAAAAGAAAACGUUUCGUUCAUCUUAAGAAGGGGGAGGAGGAAGGUGUUCCGGUCUUCAACACCAACACUAAUCAGCAUCCCAUUAACCAAAGACAUGUUAACGCGCGUACAAAACAAUUUUUAAUUUGUUUACUAAUUAUAUGGAUUUUGUUAAUAAAUUAUUUACAAACA